Molecule: messenger RNA, 3336 nt
Organism: Abrus precatorius (Indian licorice)
Lineage: Eukaryota; Viridiplantae; Streptophyta; Magnoliopsida; Fabales; Fabaceae
Product: DEAD-box ATP-dependent RNA helicase 37-like
Exons: 7
Coding region: 409-2250 (613 amino acids)
Cellular component (GO): nucleus
Molecular function (GO): RNA helicase activity; ATP binding; RNA binding
Source: RefSeq, a predicted model, not a curated record
UUGUUGGUUUUUCGUUUUCAAUUUCAACGUUCUCAAAGGAGAGAGAAAAACAUUACAAAAGAAGGAAAAGAUAUUUUUGUUGUUUCCAACCUUUGAAGGCGCCUUCUCUUCUCUUUCUUUCUCUCUCUUUCUUCUGCAACCAAACCAAAUUAGGGUUUCUCGAUCUUCUUCAUUCCUCGCUUCUCUCACCGUUUUAGGGUUUUACCUUCCCAACACGAUUCAGGGCUGGUUCGAAGCAAUUUUGUUUGUUUUGAAGAGUAUUUAUCUGUUUCGACAAAGUGUUUUUUCGUUUUUGCUUCUUUUUAAUUGCGGCCUUCUUGUAAAGGUGUUGUUACGAUUCUGGAAAGGAGGGGUUUUUCCCUUGGAAUUUUGUGGACUGCUGUUGACAACAAGAAUUUGUGAUUGACUAUGCGAACUUCAUGGGCAGAUUUGGCUGCAAAUUCUGCAGCUGAAAAUGCAGGUCCUGGUUCUUCUGCAAACAAUGUGGGAACUGGUAGCACUUUAGCUCCUACACGACCUGUUUAUGUUCCUCCCCAUCUGAGGAACCGUCCACCAUCAGCAGAAUCCCCUGCUCCAACAUAUAGUGGGCCUUCUUCUGGUUCUGGCUCUAGUUCUGGUGCUGGAUCACGUUGGCCUGCACCCAGAAAUGAUUAUCGUUCUGGGUAUGGUGGCGGUGGGCGUGGUGGAGGAUGGGGAAACAGAAGUGUUGGAUGGGAUCGUGGCAGGGAGCGGGAAGUCAAUCCAUUUGGAGAUGAUGAUAAUGCUGAGCAGGCAUUUAGUGACCAGGAGAAUACAGGAAUAAAUUUUGAUGCGUAUGAAGAUAUUCCAGUGGAAACCAGUGGUGAUAAUGUGCCCCAACCUGUGAAUACAUUUGCAGAGAUUGACUUGGGUGAGGGACUUAAUCAGAAUAUAAGAAGGUGCAAAUAUGUGAAGCCAACACCCGUUCAGCGGCAUGCCAUACCAAUUUCCCUAGCUGGACGGGAUUUGAUGGCUUGUGCGCAGACUGGUUCUGGAAAGACAGCUGCUUUCUGUUUUCCAAUUAUCAGUGGAAUUAUGAGGGGCCAACCUGUGCAGAGGCCGCCUCGUGGGGUGCGUACAGCGUAUCCAGUUGCACUUGUUCUCUCACCGACUAGGGAGCUGUCAAUGCAAAUACAUGAAGAGGCUAGGAAGUUUUCAUACCAAACUGGGGUUAGGGUGGUUGUUGCUUACGGUGGAGCACCGAUAAACCAGCAGCUGCGGGAUCUUGAAAGAGGGGUGGAUAUUCUUGUUGCAACUCCUGGAAGACUGGUAGAUUUGCUGGAGAGAGCUAGAGUUUCACUGCAGAUGAUCAGAUAUCUGGCCUUAGAUGAGGCAGAUCGGAUGCUGGAUAUGGGUUUUGAGCCGCAAAUAAGGAAGAUUGUAGAACAAAUGGACAUGCCUCCUGCUGGUGUCAGACAGACUAUGUUGUUCAGUGCAACAUUUCCAAAAGAGAUACAGAGAUUGGCCUCUGAUUUCCUUUCAAAUUAUAUUUUCCUGGCUGUUGGAAGAGUGGGCUCAAGUACUGAUCUAAUUAUCCAAAGAGUUGAGUAUGUUCAAGAGUCUGACAAGAGAAGUCACCUCAUGGACCUUCUUCAUGCACAGAGGGCAAACGGUGUACAAGGAAAGCAAGCAUUGACUUUAGUAUUUGUGGAGACAAAGAAGGGAGCUGAUUCACUGGAACACUGGUUGUGUCUUAAUGGUUUUCCUGCUACAACUAUUCAUGGGGACAGGUCACAGCAGGAAAGAGAAAUGGCUUUAAGGUCAUUUAAAAGUGGAAACACCCCCAUAUUGGUUGCCACUGAUGUUGCGGCCCGUGGUCUUGAUAUUCCCCAUGUUGCACAUGUGGUCAACUUUGACCUGCCAAAUGAUAUUGACGAUUAUGUACACCGUAUUGGAAGAACGGGGCGAGCAGGAAAGAAAGGUCUUGCUACUGCAUUCUUUAAUGAUAACAAUUCAUCGCUAGCUAGGGCUUUAGCAGAUCUGAUGCUAGAAGCAAAUCAAGAAGUACCUGCUUGGCUCUCACGGUAUGCUGCCCGAUCUUCUUUUGGUGGAGGAAGGAACCGUCGAUCAGGAAGUGGUCGGUUUGGCAGCCGUGACUUUCGAAGGGAAGGCUCUUUUGGUAGAGGAGGUGCUUCAGAUUACUACAGUGCAGGAAACAGCGGUGGUGGAUAUGGGGGCUCUGGUGGGUAUGCUGGAGGUUAUGGUCCUGGUGUCACCAGUGCAUGGGACUGACUGUCGUCUUUUGAUUAUAGCAUUAAAUACCAUUUAGGUAUAGGUGCGGAUACACACCUACAAGAUGAUUUUUCUCCCCUUUUUGUUUUUAUGGCCUUCAAUUUACUUAUUAGUGUUCCAAGCGAUCAUCAUUUUGUACUGUUUACAAUGCUAAUCAUUAUGGGGAAUGGGGGGGGUGUAUAUGUGGUCUAGUUGCCACAUCAAUAAAGAUUGUGUAAUGUUGGUAGGUAUUGGUGAUUACUAACAUAUUAGGAGUUUCUUGUCGGCAACUUUUUGUCCCCUUUACUUUGGGUGGUAAUUUUGGUGGGUUGUAGAUUAUGCUAGGGGAGAAAUCCAGCGUUUCUUUAUAGCAACACGGUUAUCUCUCAUUCGUGCUCAUUCUAGUUUCAACCCAAUAUAUGAUGGAAUUUAUUAUUCCCCAUUCUGUUGGGCUAAGGUUUUGUAAUAUUAUAGUGGCUGAAGUGGAUGAAAAUUUCCCUGAUCGGUGUUUUCUAUUCAACAUGUCGUGUGCCUGGCUGUUAGUAUGAAACGUUGAUUAUGUUUGAAUCAUAUAUAUUAUUUAGGGAGAAAUUAAGUACACCAAGGGCGAGGUUAUCCUUAUAUACUCCCCUUUUCAAAUUAUUGUUAUGAUGAAUUUAAACAAGGGUAUGCCUGUCUUGUCAGUACUAAUAAAUAUUGGUGGUUUUUCCUCCAGUUUGGCAUUCUGAAUUGAUGAUUAUUGUUGUUCGGGCAACUAAUAUUCAUAUUUCAAAGAUUGCAUUUAUGAAAAAGUCGGAUUAGUUUUGUUUUGUCUAUUCAAGAUAGCUUGAGGUUGUUAAAGAAGUGGACCGACCAUGUAUCUAUAAUUCCAAAUUGAUGAUCAAGUCAAUAGUUACGAUUAGAAUGGAAAAAUACUAACAUGGAGAAAAAUUACGUGUAGAACGGGGCCCUCAUUUAUAGUCGUGUAGACAUGAUUUACCAUAGGGGACCUAUAAUAGUUAGUAACACUUCUUAAAUAGAAAGGUUGUAUUCAGUAUAAGACGACUAUGGUUGGGCCAUUCUUCCUGAUUGAACUUGAGCCAUGUGAAUAAAAGAGACGUUUGUUUU